Molecule: messenger RNA, 5648 nt
Organism: Coccomyxa subellipsoidea C-169
Lineage: Eukaryota; Viridiplantae; Chlorophyta; Trebouxiophyceae; Coccomyxaceae
Exons: 32
Coding region: 1-5193 (1730 amino acids)
Biological process (GO): transmembrane transport
Cellular component (GO): membrane
Molecular function (GO): ATP binding; ATP hydrolysis activity; ABC-type transporter activity
Source: RefSeq, a predicted model, not a curated record
AUGUGGGAACUACUUUUGGACCAUGGGAAAUUCAUCGACUCGUUCUGCGAUCCACAGUUCGUGAGGGAGGAUUUCAAGGGUGCUCUCGGUGCCUUCACGCCAUGCUUCACAGAUAUAGUCAUCCUUGGCACAGCGCACAUUUGCGCAGUACUGCUGACAACUGCGCGGCUGCUGUUUGUGAGGCGGCGCUGUCGCUUCCAGCCAUACCGGCUGCAUGGCUUGGCGCGGGUCAUGCAGUUCAGCGCCGUUGUGGCCUCGCUGCUGUGCCUCCUGGUGGAGCUUUUCCAGCUGAAUGCGCGGAUUGCUGCAGACCCCACCCCUCUCAUCCAAGGGAAUAUCGCGCCCUUUGAGUGGGCAGAGUACGGGCUGUCUGCAGUGACGUGGCUGCUGUUCUCUGUCGCAUUUAUCUGCGAGCUGAACAAAUUUGUGCCACACCGCACAUGGCUGUUGCGCUUCCCCAUCCUCUUCAUCUUUGCUGGCGAGAUUGCAAAGCUCAGAUUUGUGGUGCUAAUGGCGGAGCAGCAUGACUACUUCUUUAUUCUGUACAUCAUCAGCUUUGCAGCAGAGGGGUGGCUGGCUGUGUUGGCUCUGUUCCAUUACCCCAGCGAGGAUAAUAUGGAGCCCCUUCCCGAUGACCCCAACAACCCUGUCAUCUACCAGGCAAGCUUGCUUCUCGUGGAACUGCCCAGCUCUGCACCCAAUGAUGAGACCAUCUGCCCUGAGGCCACAGCCAAUAUAUUUUCCACCGUCACAUUCUCCUGGGUCAGCGCGCUCAUGAAGAAGGGUUACAAGAAGCCCCUGCAGUUUGAGGACAUGUGGAAGCUGCCACCUGGAGAUGAAGUCAGCUACCUUGCCUCGCGCUUUGAGCGCGCAUGGCAGAAGGAGCUCACUAAGAAGAAUCCUUCGCUGACGCUGGCGGUGUGGAAGACAACAUGGCAGCUGUUCGCGACCGCGUUGCCCUUCAAGCUGGUGAAUGACGGCGCCACCUUCAUCGGUCCUGUCUUUCUGAAUCUGCUGCUGGGAGUGGUAUCUUCUGGGCAGUCGUCGGCGCUGGGGUACAGCUACGCGGCACUGAUGUUUGUAGGGCUGAUCUUCGGCACGCUCUGCGACAAUCAGCACUUCCAGCGCGUCAUGCGCGCAGGCUACCAGCUUCGCGCACUGCUGGUGCAUGAGACGUUCAAGAAGGUGCUCUACAUCGCACCGUCCGCGCGCGCCGACUUCUCCUCCGGCCGCGUGUUCAACCUGGUGACUUCAGACGCGGAGACGCUGCAAAUGCUGUGCCAAAACAUCAUGGGUUUGAUUUCCUCGCCGCUGCGCAUCACUGUCGCCAUGGUCAUGCUGUACCUGGAGUUGGGCAUCUCUUCUGUCGUCGCUCUCGGCGUGCUGCUGCUGCUCAUGCCCACUCAGGCGUACCUGGUGCGCGUGGGGGUGCGGCUGCAGAAGGAGGCGCUGCUGUUCACGGACGAGCGCGGCAAGCUGGAGGGCGAACUCCUCAACGGCAUCGACGUCGUCAAGUGCAACUCCUGGGAGUGGUCGAUGUGGGACCGAAUCCAGGCAGUGCGCAACCAGGAGCUGGGAACGCUGUGGCGCUCAUUCAUUGUGCAGGCGCUCUUUGGCUUCACUCUCAACACCAUCCCAGUUCUGGUCUCCGUGCUCACCUUCGGCGUCUAUGUGCUGCUCGGCAACAAGCUCACCGCCGCCGAGGCCUUCACCUCCCUCGCGCUCUUCACGGUGACCUUCCUGUACCUUCAUGUGCUGCGCAUGCCGCUGUUCCAGCUGCCACAGCUGAUUACUCAGCUGGUCAAUGCACGCGUGGCCAUGACUCGUCUGCAGGAAUUCCUUUCCGCCCCUCAGCAGCCACCCACUCGCUUCCUCCCCCCUGCAGAGCCAGGUGAGGCGGCAGUGAAGGUGGUGGGGGAGUUCACAUGGGACAGGGCAGCGCCGGCCUCUCUGGUGGACAUUGAUCUGUCUGUGCCGAAAGGCGCCCUUGUGGCAGUGGUCGGCCAGACCGGGAGCGGCAAGUCUUCGCUGCUGUCUGCAGCACUCAACCUCAUGCAGCAGUUGCACGGGCCUGAUGUGCUCGUGCGGGGCAAGGUGGCGUACAUUCCCCAGGCGGCCUUCAUAUACAACGCGACGGUGCGCGAGAACAUUUUGUUUGGGCAGCCCUUUGAGGAGGAGCGCUACCAGAGGGCCAUCGAGGCCGCAGCCCUUGGGCCAGACCUGCUCCAGCUCUCAGCUGGCGAUCUGACCGAGCUGGGAGACAGGGGAGUGAAUGUGAGUGGAGGCCAGAAGCAGCGCAUCUCUCUUGCCAGGGCCACCUACGCGGAUGCUGACGUCAUCCUCCUCGAUGACCCCCUCUCUGCCCUUGACGCCCAGGUGGCGAGGGAGGUGUUCAACAAGUGCCUGAUGGGCGAGCUGCGCCACAAGACGCGCAUCCUGGUGACUAACCAGCUGCAGUUUGUCAGCCCGGCAGACACAGCCAUCUUCAUGUCCUGCGGGCGCAUCGCAGAGAUCGGCUCCUAUUCCACGCUCAUGUCCCGCGGGGACUCCUUCGCGCAGCUGAUGUCACAGGCCGAGGUGGAGCAGGAUGAUGAGAAAGUGAAGGAGGCAGCGGAUGUGGCCAUCAAGGCGUUUGAGGGCGGCACAGUGCCCAAUGGCGUGGCGGCUCCGCGCGAGGCGCCGCCGCCGCCUGCCAAAAAGCCGAGCGAGACUGACGGGCACCUGACUGAGAAGGAGACUCGCUCAACAGGCCGGAUAUCCCUCAAGGUAGUCAACACCUACAUCAACGCCAUGGGCGGCAAGCUCAGGUUCGGCAUUCUGAUGUCGUGGUUUCUCAUCGUGGAGGCCGCGCGCGUGGCCGCCACUGUAUGGCUCUCCUACUGGACUGACACCGUCGACCAGCCGGGUGGCGCACCCCACGGGCCCCUUUGGUACCUCAUGAUCUACACCAUCAUCUCAGGCAUCCAGGUGCUGUUUGUGCUACUGAGCCAGUUCCUGCUCAAGGGCCUCAGCCUGGCAGCGGCGCGCUUCCUGCACAACUCCAUGCUGCGCCAGCUCCUCAGGGCUCCGAUGGCGUUCUUCCACACGACGCCGCUGGGUCGCAUCAUCAACCGGCUGACCAAGGACACGGUGGACGCCGACAAGAACCUGGCGGACUUUGCUGCGUUCUUCCUGCGCUCCCUCCUGCAGCUGGCAUCCACCAUCGCCCUCAUCGGCAUCGUGACCCCCUUUGCUCUGCCCGCCCUGGUCCCCAUCCUGCUUGUCUUCUACUUCCUCUACCAGUACUUCCAGGCGUCGGUGCGGGAGGUAAAGCGGCUGGACAGCAUAUCGCGGUCGCCUGUCUACUCCUCCAUCGGCGAGGCGCUGGCCGGCCUGGCCACCAUCCGCGCGUUCAGAGCCGAGCAGCGCCUGUGCAGCCGCAACGCCGAGCUCGUGGACAACUCCGUCACCAUGUCCCUCGUCAACAUGUGGUUGAGUGUGCGGCUGGAGACUCUGGGAGCGCUGGCGGCGCUGGCCGCGGCCGUGCUGACUGUGGAGCAGCGGGGAGCCGCGUCCACUUUUGGCCUUGUGCUGUCCUACGCGCUCAGCAUCACCAUGCUCACUUCCAUGACGGUACGGCUUGCGAGCGUGGCGGAGAACAGCUUCAACGCGGUGGAGCGCAUCAGCGAGUUCUGCGACCUGCCCCAAGAGGCGCCCGAAGAAAUUCGCGGUUCCAAGCCUGACGACUGGCCCGACAAGGGCCGGGUGGAGUUCAACUGGGUGCAGAUGCGCUACCGGGACGGCCUGCCGCUGGUUCUCAAGGGCCUGACCGUGGAGAUAGCGGCGGGGUCGCGGUGCGGAGUGGUGGGGCGAACGGGAGCGGGCAAGAGCUCGCUGAUUAACUGCCUGUUCAGGCUGCAGGAGCUCAGCGGCGGCAGCAUCGUCAUCGACGGCGUCGACAUCGCCAAGAUGGGCCUCAAGCAGCUGCGCUCCUCCAUGGCCAUCAUACCCCAGGUGCCGGUGCUGUUUACGGGGACGCUGCGAUUCAACCUGACGCCGUUUGGGGAGCACAGCGACGCGGAGUGCUGGGCGGCGCUGCGGCGCGCGCACUUAUCAGAGAUGGUGGAGGCAACGCCCCUGGGCUUGGACCUGGUGCUGUCCGAGGGGGGCGCCCCCCUGUCGGCAGGCCAGAAGCAGCUCGUCGCCCUCGCCCGCGCCCUCCUGCGCCACUCCAAGAUCCUGGUGAUGGACGAGGCGACGGCGAAUGUGGACGUGGAGACGGACGCGCUGAUCCAGAAGACGGUGCGCGAGGAGUUUGCGACCUGCACCCUCAUCGCGAUCGCGCAUCGGCUGCACACCAUCAUCGACGCAGACCAGGUCGUCGUCAUGGAUCGGGGCACCGCCGCCGAGUCCGGCCGCCCCGCCGACCUGCUCGCCAACGAACGCGGAGUCUUCUCCGGCAUGGUGGCGGAGACGGGAGAGGCGACGGCGCGUUUCCUGCGCAGCGUAGCGGAGGGCGAGGUGGACCAGCGAGAGGCACUCAAUGAGCAGGCAGCGCUCGGGCUCCAACGCGUGCGCUCAGUCAAGGAGGACCAGGGCGGCCGCCCUGGCAAGGACUCCUGCCGCAUCGCCUCCCACGAGCUGAUUGAGAAGGCGCGCGGCGCGGAGAGUCUGCUGCAGGCGUGCUUGGGGGCGCUGAGCAAUGAGGCCAGCUCAGCGGAGGUGAGGGAACGCCUGGGACUGCUGCCAGUGGAGGAGGAGGGCGGCAAGAAGAAGGACGCCAAUGCAGUGCACAAGGCCCUGCUGCAGGCGCUGCAGCUGGUGUCGGAUGUGCAUGCGCUAGCGGAUCAGGUGCGGCUCAAGUGCGGCACCAGGACCCCCGAAGGCGGCAUCUCCGGCACAAUCACCCCCCGCUACUCGCUCAAUUCCCCCUCUGAAGGCCAGGGGGGUGGAGGGUUUGAUGCGCUGGCAGACUCCCCGGCGGGGCCAUCCAGGGGCGUUCCUAUCCGCGGCGCUUCAGCUCCUCCGAGCGGCGGCUACCAGCGGUCGCAGUCGCUGGACAUUCCCCGCAUGGAGCCGGGCAGCGCCACUGCGCGCAGGCUGAACCUGCUCAGGAAUCUGAGAGAAAAGGGCGAAGACAAGGCGGGUCGGAAUGAGUACAGCAGGCUUGCAUCGGAGGACCCAUCACUCGCAAAUGAUCCUAGCUUGCAUUGAGCAGGGGAUCAACUCAGCAUAAGAUCAUUCUUUGACAGCGCGCCAGUCCAUGUGGACUGAUCAUGGGAAUGGAUGAAGAAGGCUUGUUGUGCGAUGUGAGGAGAAAGACCCUAGAAUAGUUCUCUGGCCUUUGGACUAUCGCUCAUUCCCUCUUGAGGUUUCUUUGAUCGCUUGAUUGACAACAGUGAAACCUUAGUACUGUGAAACUAUAGCUGUUUGGCCUUGGCUGGCGGGGAGCGGUGUGACUGCUGAGCAAAGUGCCCACUGUUGAUUCGGUCUUGACUGGAUCAGGCGUCAUCCCAUCGUUGACGUGCCCACCAAGGGAUAGGUCACUUGGCAGCCUUUAAAGCUUUACCACGGCCAGCUUGCUUGCAGGCGCACCUUGCUCCUAACAGGAAGAGCGUGCAGUAAUUAUAGUGAUGAUGGCUACUUUACUGCAACAUAGAUAUAUCAUG